GCGCAAAUGGUUUAGUGGUAAAAUCCAACGUUGCCAUCGUUGGGCCCCCGGUUCGAUUCCGGGUUUGCGCAUUUCUUUUUUUCCCAUCUACAAACAACAUUUGAAUUGUACCUGUUCAUACUUAAGGCUUUGGAAGGUGGGUGUUCAUAGUUAAGUAAAAUUUUCAAGCUAUGAUUUUUCAGUGCACCAUUUUUUUUUCAAUGGAAACGCGACAUUAAGAGAUGAGCACACAGAGAGAUACAGACAGUAACACAUACAGUAACACAGACAGAAACACAGACCACAGACACUCAGACAGAAAUGAGUAGACGACAAGAGAUCAAACAGAAAGAAGAACUACAGGCGCGUUUCCAGUACUCAGUAGCGCAGAAUAAUGCGAAAGUGCUCAGUUGGCUCAAGCCCAGUGAGCAGAAGGGACAGACAAAAACUCAGACAGACAAUAAACCAGAUAAUAACUCGGACAGUUUCUUUAACUUACCCAUUAUACCGAGUGGUCAGAGUUUGGCCAGUGUAGAGAGUAUGACGUCUGGCUUGACUAAGAUCGGGGAGUUCAUUCAGUCUACCGAUCAACAAAUGAAGAGUGUUAAGCAGAGUAGUGGUCCAGGUCACGCGAACAAUGUCGCUAGGCGAAAUGUCUCUAAGCCCAUGUUAGCCUUAAUGAAUAAGAGUCGAAAUGUUACUAGAGAUAGAGUUAAAGAGAAGGCUCAGGCUCGAGUUAGUAUUAAUAAGUCGGUCAAGGAAGAAGUCGACUCGGAUCUGGACGAAGACCGGAUUCUUGAAAGUCGAAGUGUCAAGAAGAGACUUCCGGAUAUAGCGAAAGCAAAAUCAAAUACAAAGAAGAAAGGCCGGCCAUUCUAACUCAGAGGAUCAGUAUAUACACUACAUAGACAGUAAUAAACAUA
Molecule: messenger RNA, 902 nt
Organism: Scheffersomyces amazonensis
Lineage: Eukaryota; Fungi; Ascomycota; Pichiomycetes; Serinales; Debaryomycetaceae
Exons: 1
Coding region: 301-858 (185 amino acids)
Biological process (GO): ribosomal small subunit biogenesis
Cellular component (GO): 90S preribosome
Source: RefSeq, a predicted model, not a curated record